Wyeomyia smithii (pitcher-plant mosquito) is the source of this 632-nucleotide messenger RNA. It is a transcript of the gene strat, whose product is annotated as guanine nucleotide exchange factor MSS4 homolog. The transcript has 3 exons. Gene Ontology annotation, molecular function: zinc ion binding; guanyl-nucleotide exchange factor activity. NCBI's taxonomy places the organism in Eukaryota, Metazoa, Arthropoda, Insecta, Diptera, Culicidae. Gene Ontology annotation, cellular component: membrane; cytosol. The coding region runs from base 171 to 548 and encodes 125 amino acids. The record is from RefSeq and is a predicted model, not a curated record. Gene Ontology annotation, biological process: post-Golgi vesicle-mediated transport; small GTPase-mediated signal transduction.
CGUUUGACAGUUGACAGGGAGAUUUCAUGCGAGUAUGAACAGACCUCAAAAUCCACAUAGCCGCUGGAUAUGCAUAUGAACCAUAGGAACACGAAGAGAAAAGCAAAAGAUAAACAUUGUGGGGUCAUCGUUGCAGGCAGUUGAUGAUUUUCAACGAAAAAUAAAGCAUAAUGAGUACUGCAGAAGAAUUUAGUCCACUCGAGUUAAUAUCUGAAGGGAAGAACAAGACGCAUGUAAAAUGCAACCAUUGUGGCUCGGUAAUUCUGAAAUCGGGUACUGCCGACUACGUGGAAAAGGAGUUUGAGCUGCCGGAACCGUAUCGGAAUCAUACGCGCGAAGGUGUUGCCGAGUUUGUUUGUGAAAAGUUUAAGGACUUUUGGGAGGUCCUUGAUAUGUACACUUUCGAGAAUAUUUGCUUUUCGAAAACGGUGGACAAUGUUAAAUAUCUGAUUUGUGCUGACUGUGAAAUCGGCCCCGUCGGGUACCAGGAUCUGCAGUUGAAACGGUGCUAUAUAGCACUGCAGCGUGUGAAGCACGAGGACACGUGAAGCUGGUUGGGUGAUGAACGUGAGAGAAUUUUCUUAUAAUUUCCAUGCAGUGUUUAAAGAAAGGCUAGUUAGCCAAUAGUUCGA